Molecule: messenger RNA, 2393 nt
Organism: Gaeumannomyces tritici R3-111a-1
Lineage: Eukaryota; Fungi; Ascomycota; Sordariomycetes; Magnaporthales; Magnaporthaceae
Exons: 1
Coding region: 156-1277 (373 amino acids)
Molecular function (GO): NAD+ binding
Source: RefSeq, a predicted model, not a curated record
UCUGCAUGGAUCCGAUAUAGGGAACUUUGCAGCACCAACCAACCACUCAAAUGGGUGGGCCCCAAGCGCCUACUGGCCCAGCUAUAAAUCAGUCGUUUGUUUUGGGGUGACGCUCCAUUUGGACGUGAGACUUGAUUGAAAUCCAUGUCCAGGACAUGUCCAGGAUACCUCUCCGCGUCUUCCUCAACCCACACCCAAAAAGCGUCCAGCGGCUAUCAACGGCCGCUCAACAACCCACGUCCCCCAGCGCCUCCACCCGCGCCUUUUGGAUGCCGCGCAAGACCCCCACGGGCAGCCCCCGGACCUCGGUCGAGGAGUUCCAGGACCUCCUCGGCAGGGUGGUCGAGGGCCGGGGCCGCGUCCUCGCGCUCUGCGGCGCCGGCCUCUCGGCGUCGUCGGGCCUGCUGACGUUCCGUGGCAAGGGCGGCAUGUGGCGGAACCACCGCUCCACCGACCUCGCCACCCCGGAGGCCUUUGCCGAGAACCCGGGCCUUGUCUGGCUCUUUUACGCCUGGCGCCGCCACCGCGCGCUCAGCGUCCAGCCCAACGCCGCCCACUACGCCCUCGCCCGCCUGGCGACGCGCCUGACGCCGCCGCCGCUCUUGGACGACGACGACGACGACGACGCCACAACCAAGACGGCCAAGACCCGCUUCCUGUGCCUGACCCAAAACGUCGACGGCCUCUCCCAGCGCGCCGGCCACCCGCCCGCGUCGCUGCGGCCGGUGCACGGGCGGCUGUUCGACCUCAAGUGCUUCGACGGCUGCGGCUACGUGGAGCGCGACAACUUUUCGGACCCGCUCUGCCCGGCCCUGGCCCCGUCCUCGGCCGACCCGGACCCGGACUGGAUCGUGGACGGCAAGCUCCCCGCGCCGCAGGUCGCCGCGUCGGACCUGCCGGCCUGCCCGCGGUGCGCAAAGGACGACGGCAAAGCAGCCCUGCUGCGGCCCGACGUCGUCUGGUUCGGCGAGCCGCUCGAGGACGACGUGCUGGCCGAGGCCGAUGCCUUUGUGUGCGGUAGCGGCGGCGGCGGCGGUGGCGGCGGCGGCGACCCGCCGCCACCCGUGGAGCUGAUGCUCGUCGUCGGCACCGCCGCCACGGUCCACCCGGCCGCCGGCUACAUCGACCUGGCCAGGCGGCACGGCGCCGUGGUAGCCGUGGUCAACCCGGACCCGGACGCGGGGCGCGGGCUCGGCGCCGACGACUUCUUCUUUGCCGAGGACGCCGCCGAAGUGCUGCCGCGGCUGGUCGAGAAGGUCGCCGGCAUGGAAGCUUAAGCGAAAUGGGCGAUUUUGUGAUGGAGAACAGGAAAAAAAGGAGAAAAGGUUCUCGACCGAGGGCGGCUUCAGGUUUCACAGUCCCCCAUCCGUCUGAGGUUCAGGGGCCAUCAACCCACCUAUGCCCCGUUUGACAGUUUUCAUGUUUAACCCAGCCGGGCCCAGAAGCUUCAACUCACUCCUACGUCUAGAUCUCUUGUUGGUCCUCCCCAUGCAUGGGCGCGCCCCUUGAACACACCAACACAAAUACAUGCAAGCUUAUAACGGGGGUUGUGGUAGCGCCAAGAGGGCCCCCCGGGCCAGGCCGAUUCGAAAGUAUAAAAAGAAGAAGAAAAGGUUCCGGAACGAACCGGCCAGCUUCCAGAACCACGCGAAUCAUGGUUCAUGCAUUCCGGCUCCUGGCAAGUCCCGAGCAUCCGAGGCGCAUCCGACUCGACUCCUAUUCUCACUCCCCUUCGCUUCUCCAUCUCUCUUUUCCAUGUCACGGGAUCCCCCCAGUAGCCAAGCGGUCAAGGGAAGGAGCGAAUCAUACAUUUUCCCGAAGCGCCCGUCAUUUUUGUGUUGCAGGGGCUAGCCCGGCUAGAGGUGUGGACUUUUACUGGACGUCGUUGGAAAAUUUCUCACCUCCCUCGUCGGUGAGAGGCAGAAAAAAAGUAUAACGCAUCCCAACGAACCAGUGGGCCAAGGGUCGAGGUCCGGUGACCUGGACGCGACGUGCUGUAAUGUGAUGGCAGCCAAGCCCCACCCAGCCGCCCAGCCGGGGGGGAUUCAGCAACAAGCAGUCAGGUGGGUGAGGAUGACGAGGAGGGGGUGCGUUUGGGUAACAAAAGGUCAUCACACCGCAGCGGCCACUCGUCAUUGGGCGCUUGGGCGGGCAUCACACCGGUCAUCCAUCAUGCAAUUAUCGGGGGGGGAAGAGGAUGAGGUUGCUGAAAGAGAAACAAGACAAGAAAGAAAACGGUACAUAGGCCAGUCAUGAUGCAAGAGGUGGAGGAGGAGGGGGUGCGGGACUCACCGUAAGCGGGUGUGCAACUACCGAGCCAGCCGUUGCGACGAGAGAGAAUAACAAGCUAGUUCUGGAUCGCGCGGCAUAGACAAUGCAGUCUUUCUCCCUCC